UAAUAUAUAGCUUAUACACUAAAGCGUAACAUUAUCAAUACGUUAACACUGUUUAAAAGCCAGGUGAAUGUGAUAUAUCACAAAAACGAAAACAUCUAUUAUGGAAUAUUUGCACUGAGUUGGGAUUAUACAUUUUGUUUGUAUUCUCGUCGAAAUUCCCUACUGAAGGGAGAAUAGACUGAAAAAACGCGACAGGAAAAUCUUCGACAGCCGAGCGUCAUCGACGGAGAAUGUCUGGCGGCGGCGUUUUGCAGCAUUUAAUGGCGGAACAGUCGUAUUGUCGCGCGCAUGGGAACAAAAACAAUGGUAACGCGCUGAAUCAUGAGGCUCCUAACGGAACUAGUCCAGCACGGGGUGGUGGAAAUUCACCUUUAACAAAAACCAAACAGCAAGUACCCCAGUACGCGAAAACCCCACCAAGAAGAGCGUUGAGCGACGAAUCACCAGUGAUAGAACUACCACAGGCACAUCCUUUCUUAAACCCAAGCUCACGGUCUGCGGAAUCAGUUUCCCCGCACAUAUCAAAUAUAAAUUACCCUUCUCCCCAUCCUCCCGCUCCACGAACGGCACUACCAAGUGCGUCGGGAUUGAUAUCCCGUUUACGUAAGGAGUUUUCGAAUAAACCAGUAGUGCCAUCACAAUUGCCGGUUAAUAAACUCGGUUCGAACGAACUGACCUCGGAGAUAUCAAAAAAUGAAGACGGACAUCAAAUAUUGACGCCGGCAUCUACAAGCUUUGUUCGCGCCAAUUUUCCCUCGCCUGCUUCAUCAAAGCAGCAGUUAUACGGUCACCCAAAAUCAAACAGUGCUGGUGAGGAAUUUUUGUAUACAGAUCGUAAGGCUAAAUUAGCCGCUAAUAAAGCUGGAAGGAGACGAGGCAAAAACGCUGCUUCUAUAAUGAGAUCACGGUCUCUUCAUUACGCUGAUGAGGCAACCACACAGCAUGUUUUUCAAAGACGGGCGACCACGGAUCUGGGAUUAGGACCGGACUCUUUUCAAGUUAUUGGUGCACCCAGAAAGAGGAGCGAUGCCAGCACCUUGAGUAGCAGCUCUUUGGCAUCUGACAAACCUGGAUCUCUAUCACAUAGUUCAUCAGCAGGAGAUAAUAAUUAUUUUCAGAUUUCGUUAAACGAAGACAAUAGGAAAAAGGAUAUAUCACAGCUUAAUGUAUCUAACUCAAAUCUGGGUGAAAUAGGAAACAUUAUUAAUACACAACAACAGCAGUAUCCACAGUCACACCAUAACGUGCCUCAUUUAUCAAGCAUGGUAUUGACGCCAUCUGGAAUGGGAGGAUUACCGCAACAAACUAUGACACAAGGAAACAAUCCACACGGACCAUACUACGCUACGGUACCGACUAACCCUAUCGGACACCAUCAGAUGUCUCAAAGACACUCACCGCCUCCUCAUCCACAAGUUCCUUCACAAAUGGCCAAAAUUACACAAGCAGCGGGUCAACCGAGGGGACCGCCGCCACCUUAUCCACAAGGUAGUGUUGACGACACUCAUCAACCACAGCGGCCGAAUUCUCUAUCUUUGACUGGACAAGUUAGUCGAAAGAAAAUGGAGUAUGGGGGCUCACAAAAAGGCACAGUUGGUGGUUUGACUUCGCCCGCAAUUUCAACAAAUGCUCAUAUGACAAACUUCUCUUCGUAUCCGAUGUCGGCUGGGACGCCAAUUCACGGGACUCCGUUUUUCGGUUUCACACAUGAAAUGUCGAUACCCACAGCCACAACAUCAACUACGAAUAGCGGUAACAACGCAGCUUUACAGGUUUAUUCCGAAGCUCCCCAACAACAUCACCAACCGCAAUUUAAAAGAAGUGGAAGCGCUAACGGGUAUGUGGCAGCACCACCCCAACACGCAGACAUUCAGGCCUUCGCCGGUAAUGGGACUGUAAAUACUAAUGUAAUUGGGACGCCUGUCUCGAUCCAGCAACAAACACAGCCACCCGUACGAUAUGAAGCAGCAAGGCGAGAUGUUAUGGCUUCAUCACAAAUACAUCAUCAGCAUUCGAACAUGACUCCGCAAAAACAACAACAAUCUACCUCUCCCACUGGAACGGGAAAGUCUAGCGGAUACUCAAUCGGAAAGAGUGAUAGCGUUAACAGCAAUGCCAGCACAUCUUCUGGUGGUAGUCGGAUUGCAAGACGCGCUAAAAGAAACAGCAAAAAUUUCAGUAAUACAAGCGGAAGCAGUAGCAGCACGGGAAAUAGUAGACCCAACAGCAGUGCCGACUGUCUGGAACGAAUCAUGUCUGAAAAUGACAGCUUGAGGUUACAACUUCAAACAGCGACACAAAAAUUAAUAAAGUUCCAAACGGUUGAAAAAGAUCUUCUGCGUGUAACUGAAGAAUAUGAAGCUCUCCGCACCUCUGUUGCAAAAAGUGAAAAAAUGGAAGAUGCAUUGAGAAAUCAAUUGGAAGCUACAAUCAAACAAACGAACCAAGAAAACGAAAUAUUACGAGAACGCAUCGCUACUCUGACAGAACUGGUAGAAACCUUGCAAUCAACUAACAAAGACGCACAGUCCGCUUCGUCAAGCGAUAUAAUGAUGUAUAAGGUCAUAGUGCAAGAUCUACAAACACAAGAACGAAUCCUAAAAGAACAAUUAGACGAAUCUAAAGAUAGAAUUUUAGAACAACAGGAGGAUAUAUCAUUACUGUCUUCUUCAUUAGAACGGAUGCAAGCUAAUGUUUCAUCUUUGAAGGAAAAACUCUCAGAAAAACAGAAAGUCGAUCAGUAUGUUGAAGAAUUAUCUCCACUAUUAGAAAUGUUAUCAACGACUGUACAAGCGAGAAUACAAGCAGAAAGCGAAUUGGAUGAUUCCAUUGUCCAGACACAAUCGUCUCCAACCAGCGAAAUAACCAAUGGGAUGGAUUCAGAUGAAAACGCACCCGGUUCCCAUUCUCAUUCUCAGUCAUGUACGAGUCCGUCGUCUACUUCCACUUUAACUCGCGAGGAACAAACUAUAAAGACUCAAGCACAGAUUAUGUUAAAGUGGCAGCACAUGUAUCUUCAAGCCGCCCUCUUGCGUAAACUAUCUCCACCGAGUGAAACUACCUCGAACGGAAAUCUUUCUUUUGGAACUGCACCUCUAUACAGUGUUUUGUAUCGGCACAGACACGCAGCAUCUGACCCAAGUUACAACAAAGACGUUUUGCUUGAUCUCCCACCAGGACUCAAAACGCUUUUUGGGAGAGAUAUAGCCCCUAGACGAGAUCACAAACGAGACGGAGAAUCGAAAAGAAAACAACAAAAAUCACGAGAGAGAUCUUCCGCGGAAACACAGCAACAUAGAUCGUCUCCGAGAAGGCGACGCCGCGAAACGGCACCUACGUAUUCGGCAGAAAACGAAUUUUGUUCUCCCGAUAAUGACGUUCCAAAAUCUGCUCACAGAAACGCAGAAAUGGCCGAAAACUCUGAUGAAGCUUCGAAUAAUACUGAAUCUAGUAGGAGGCAUUCUGAUAAUACAGACUUGAAUAAUCCCGAAACCUCAGUUAACAAUGAAUUUGAUUCUCCGUCUGAGGGCUACCAUUCACAACAAUCAUCCGGUUCUCCUACGCCAUCAUCCGAACGAUCUUCCGUUCAUUUUCCGGACGGUGAUCCCCGCGUAACAGCAGCAUUGACACAGUCCGACAUCCCAACAUCUUCUAGUACAACGACCACAACCAAACAACAGCCCGACCCAACGACAUCAAAACAGUCAGCGACAAAUACUGAACUAUUUCUACUGGGUUCUGGUAAUGGUUCCGGAAAAACUGUUAAAGUUGUCGAUGUUUAGUCACAAGGUGAAUGUAACAGAACCUUAGGGCCAUACUUGGCCAUUUUAGUGGAUGCAACAAUUUAGGUUGAUUUAACAAUGAAUUAUCAUCCAUCAGAAAUGGUUUUAAAUUCUACUGCCUCAAACAAAUGUAAAAGUUGUAUUUGUAGGGACGGACAUAACUUGCUGCAAAGUCCGGUCAAAACCGAUCUGAAUUUAGCAUGGAUUACAAAUGAUCACCAUACUCUAAUGAACAAUUUUGAUCGAAUUUUAUGAACAGUAUUGCGAUUUUCAUUAUUUUGCCUCGCUUAUAUUUUCAUUUUAAUGUUUAUUUGUUAAUAACAAGGUGUACAAAUUAAUAACACUAUUUCAUUAAACCGCGAAUUUUAUUUCGCUUUUAUUUUACUUUAUUACGAUUGUAUUGAAUUUAUUGAAAAUUCACUUUAAUUUUGUUUUCAAAUUUAAAUGUUAUUACUGAGUUGAUUUCAAGAUUCUUAUUUAUUUUUCUAUGCAUAUUUUAUUGAAUAACAAUUAUAGGAUAUUGAUCUUUUAUAUUGGUCUGGCCCAGCCUUAAAUAACUUGUGGUUUACCACAAAUAUGACUAAAAUAUAUGGAUAUGCUAUGUAUUUAAACGGUUUUAAACACUAAAAUAAUCAAAUAGAACAAAAUCUAGACUAAAUUAUUAGAAUAUUUUGACAAAAUUUUGACAACCGAUUUUUUUUUUUAGUUUUGUAAGUCUUGAAAACACAUUCUUCUGUGAGUCAUAUAGUAGUUAUUUGAGGCUGGUGUUCAAUCUUCCACAUGUACGGGUAAAUAAUCACGUUUGAUUUCCUUCGUUUUUCAACAAUAAUAUAUGCCAGUAAAUGUACUAAGUUCACAUAGCACUGCAGUGAGCAAUAUCAGACACGAAAAUAAAUCCUGGUUUUUACGUCAUUCGGGUCUGAUGCUGUUAUUUUAAGAGCCAGAACAACACCAUAUUUGUUUUCUUGUCUGAAUAAAAAGUUCCAUCUUGUUUUCUCUUUUUUCUUUGAAAAUUAUUUUUUUCAUUAUAUCCAUAAACAUGCCACCGAUUUGGCUAAGUAUAUACGUAUUAUGCUAAUGUGAUUAUUGUUCGCCUUUUUGAUUGCCUAAUUGCAGAGGUGUUACGAUACGUCAUGCCCGAUGAAACAUAAAAAUGAUGAACUUUUUAUGAUAAAUUUGCUAUUGAUGUAAUCAAAAUGAUGUAAUUUCCAGAUAUAUUAAAGUGACGAAUCAGAAAUUUUUGCAAACCUUUGUAUUAGAAUUAUCCUGUAUCAACUUUCCUAGUUGGGGUUUGUGGAAAAUAACGGUCAAUUACACUUGCCUAUCGUCCUUGCCCUUUUUGUUGCGCCAGUCUUUUAGUUUUAUCGUUUUUUCGGUAUUCUAUAUGCGGUACUUUUUGCUACGAUUCCGGAAAAGUGUUAUGUACAAAAUUUAAAUUAUUUUCUAUUUAGCUUUUUUCGUGCGUUGUGUGUUUUUUGCCUUGACCUCAAAUACACUUCUUACAACAAUGGAGAUACUUUACAAUAUUGUAGUUUAUUAUCACCAGCUUCUAUGAUUGGUUUUCAACGUUUUCAGAUCGCAAUUUCAUGUUUAUUCAUUUUAUAUGUCCGUCUUUGCCAUGGCGAUCAUUUAUUAUUUUCAUUCUGUUUUUCGAUGUUUUUUUUUUUAUUAUUUGUUGGCGCAGAAGUGCAUUUUGUUUAUUUAUUUCCGUACGCUAACGAUUCAAACGAAAAAAAAACAAUAAA
Messenger RNA from Styela clava, 5527 nucleotides. RefSeq lists its product as uncharacterized. The record is from RefSeq and is a predicted model, not a curated record. NCBI's taxonomy places the organism in Eukaryota, Metazoa, Chordata, Ascidiacea, Stolidobranchia, Styelidae.